UUUUCACGUGUUCUAAAGAAAUUAGUGUCGGGCACUUUUCUUCUGCUGCCCAGUUGGUAAUUGCUCCAUGCAUCUGUGUGUUCGUAGACAGACUUUUGUAUUUAGGUAUACAGGUACACGUUUGCAUUGCUUAAGUUACCCGAGUAGUGAUGUUUGUGUUGGUAGUGCCGUGUCUGUCGUGGGGUGGGAAGUUCUGCUGUGAAAUGUCGGUCAGAUAUGACCCUGUGGUUUCUUGAUAGGUAUACUCUGGGUUUCCUUUUUAUUGGUUGGAUUGUGUUUUAAUUAAACUGUAACCGAGUAUUUGUUAAGUUGGAGCAGAGAAAUAUUUAUAUUUAUUAUAUAUGCUGCUUAUGUGUCCAUCAUCUGUUGAUAUGCUUUGUGACCAUUGGAUUAAAAAAAAUUAAACUUUGUUUUGAUGCAUUUUAAAAUCUUGAAUGUCUUAGUUUCUUCUCAUCUGGAACUUUUCCAAUCUUACUCUGUUUUUGGAAGUACUCAAAAGAGAGUAUAAUAUUUAAGGAAAAGCAUGCAGAUAUAGUAUAAUCUUACCCUCUUCAGUAUUUGUUUUAUGGUAUGUAUCUGCAAAUCUGGGUCAGUAUCACUUGGGCUGGGAAAGAUUACUGUAGAUCUAUUUACUGAAUUAGACGCUUGUCUAGCAUUUGGAUUCCUAUAGAAGAUAGCCUUCAAUACAAAUAAAAAUGAAUUUGUAAUCUAUACACUACCUUUCAAAUUAGGGUUUUCCAAAUUGUUUGCCUCCUUUGCCUUGAUAACCUCUCUUUGAUCAUUAUAUGGGGUUGUUUGAUAACAUUGUUCUCAUUUCUUCUCAAAAUUUAAUUUAAGGCCUUCCAAGCAAAAUAUGUUAUUUUAAAGUCCACUGAAAAACGGGAAGACAACAAAAUUAUUUAUUAACUUCUUAUAAAAAAAGUUAAAUUCUUGUUUCUAUUGCAGAUUAAAAAAAAAAAAUUCUGAGUGUGCUUUCUUAUACUGGAAGCUGCUUUUGAAUAUUCUACAGAUUCGUUUUCAGAGAUCUGAUAGUGGUUUUGUGAACAUAAACAUAUUUUUCUGUGUUGGACAGUGAAUGUAUGCUGAUGUUUGAUGCAUCUCUGGAAUGACAGCAGGCUAUCAAUAUAUUGACUCUUCUUGUCACUGCACAUUACUGUUGGUGCUUGACAAAUGCAGUCGUGGUUUAACUGCACUAAUUGCUGAGUGCUUUAUGGAGAUUUGUCUCCAAAGAAGCCAGUGCUCUCUAAGUAAAUGUUAGACUUAACUCACUGAGGGCUCCAAGCAAGGUGAAAAGAUUUGUGUAGUAUCUCUGUGCAGCACUUCAAGUAGCACAAUGGGGAAGGUGUUUGCACAGUGGAAGGUUAUCGGUGAGUGAAUUCCAACUUUUGAUGGCUGGCGUUCCAGACUCUUUGAAAACUGCGUUGUGAAAUGUGUUGACAGAACAUCAGGUUCUGCAAGACAAAAUUUCAUACCUGUUCUAGUUUUCCUGCUGUAAUAGGAGCAGGAUGUUAUGCGUUGGUUUGCAACAGAUAGUCUGUGGCAAAUUUACAUGUCCUUCAGCUUUUAUGCAGAAUGCUAGAUCCAUAGCUAAUGUAAUAAUAGCAAAAAAAUCCCCAAAAAUACUCUAAAACCUGACGAGCUUUUGAAUUCUGCUACACAUCACAAAAAAGUAAUCUAAUUGUAUUUAUAGGAUUUUACAGUUGGGUAAUUAACACUGGGAUUUUGUGUUUUAUAAAGAGAGGUUAGUGUCCUAAAUUUAGGAGACAUUGACCUGAAGUUCCUUCUAAUAGCUGUAGUUACCAAUUGUAUCAUGAGGCAGGGGACAAGCUGAAACGUUGCUCACAACAAUUAUCAUGUAAGGAGCAUUUUCAUGCUUGGAAACUUCCUGACCUCCAGAGAUUCUGGACCAAGUUUUCAGACUCUUUAGAAGUGCCCCAUGGACUUCAGUAACGUACAAGAGACUGUCUUUGAAGAGCCAAAGAAUAAGCAAGUUUAAAGCCCCACAUAACAGAAAUUUCCUGUAUCAUCUCUUUGCUUUAGGAUUUUAAUCCCUUUUGUUUUGUUUAACCUUUUAAGGAGAGAUAUCCCAUUUUAUUUCAAAAGAUACCUCAACUCUGUUUACUCAGUUUAGUUACUCAGGAUACAAAAUAAUUCAAGAUACUGGCAUAAUCUUAAGAAUUCAUUUCUGCUUUCAAAGAUGUGAACAUGUCCAUUACAUGGCAUCCAAGACAGUGUGGGCUAAUGCUCUGAGACAUCAUGUCAGCAUACCUGAAAUGCAUCCCAUGAUCCACAAACCAACCUGAACAGAGAACAAAACAGAAUUUCUGACAUGAUUGGCCUACAUUUUUUUCAGUCUAUCCUUUCCUAUUGCUCCUAAAACAAAUGGAGUAAACAGCUCUGAUUUGGAGGAGAUAAGUGCACUACAGUUAUCUGGAAUACUCUGCAGAAUUAAGCUCUCUGUACGACUAAACAAAGAAAUGCUUUCAUACUCUUAAACCAUAAAAGUGUUUUAAAUAAAAAGUACACUUACCAAAAAACUGUCAAGUUAUGUUGCAUGUUGAUUCACUACUCUCCAUAUGCUUUGGAGUGCAUCCAGGCUUGAGUUUUGCCAGAAGUGGUUUUCCAGGGGAUGAAUGUCUAAUUAUUAUUCAAUGCACAUGACUUAGCAGAAUAUACAAGUGAUGGAAGAAGUUGACUCUGAAACAUCAAGCAUAACGAGUGCUUUCCCUCAUUCUUGUGUUCCCUGGCUCAUAUUUAAGCAUCUUGAUGGAAGAGUAGAGUUGAAAAGAGAAAUUGUUUCCUGAGUUUGAACAACUUCUUCCUUUUUUGAUACUUUUGGAACUCUCAGUCCUCCUGUUGCCCUGAAUAUGUUCUUAUUACAAAUUUCCUAGCAGUUUGUCACAAUUUCAAAUAAAGUCUCUCUGUAUGUGUUGCUCCCUAAAUACCAGAGUGGGACUCCUUGCUCAGGAACGUGUUCCCAUAUGACAUGUCUGUCCCACAGACAUGGCAUAUGGGUAGUGAGUCCUCUGCGCUGUGGGACCACAAGUGACCAAACCAGGCUCGAUAAAUCCUGUCCCUACUGCAUUAGUACAGCACGUGCACAGGCUGGGUCUACACUCACAGGCUGAUUGUGGGGAGGAAAUAGAAAUUGGAGAGGAGGAACGUAUGGGAAGAAACCAAAUAAUGAGCAAGUUUUUUGCUGAAUGUGAUAAGGAAGUCCUUAGAAAAGUAAUUCCAUUUGAAUCAGAGGGUGGAAGCUUGUGGUUGUCCAUAAGCAGUUGGAUGCUGUUGUCCAUGCUCUGAACUGCCAGGAUGGCUUUUGCAAGUCAAAAGCUACGCGGCUGCAUUGGCACAGUGCUGAGCUCAAAAUAAACCCUGCUUCUCUGGAACUUCCUGCCAAGUAUGUGAUGUAGUCAGAUGGCAUUUGAGAAGGAUUUUCUGCCUCAAACACAUUUGCUUUCUGCCUGAGAAGGAGGACAAAUUUGGAUAAACCCAUAUAUACAUUAUUCUAUAAAUGAAUAUGGUCAAUAUUCUGCAGUGGUCCUGAAGCCUGCAGGCCACUGCUGGUCUCUGAGUUUGUACUAAAUGGUAUGCAGUUAAUACAAAUUUGCAUUAAAUAGCACAUUAGUUUAAAGUUUAGUGUUACAAAGGUUCAUGGAAGGUUUCAGCAAGAAACAUGAGGAACAUAGAGGGUUUGUUGUCCCUGAAGCUUGGGUUCCCAAGCAGUUUUUAUACACAAAACAGCUUUGCCUAAAUUGUCAGAUGUAUUUCUUUUGAUCUUUCCUGGAUUUUUUGAGAAGUUUUCUGUGCUUUAUGUUCUACAAUAUAAUACGGUUAUUAGAAAUAGUUUUAAAAAACCCAAAACAACAAAAUCCUGUCUCUAAAGGAAAUCACUGUAUCUUAUCUUUCAAAUAAUCAAAGAUAAUCAUUAACACUUAUUUUCUAUAAUUCCUGAUUCAUAGAAUAUUCGUCUUAUUUAUGUGUAGGGGAAAUACUGAAGAAAGUUAACUUAUUAGGGUUUUCAGUAAUCCUAUUAAGAGAAGACUUUCGUAGAGAAAAGUUUUGUGAGAAGCUUCAGGAAGACCAUUUUUUCUUGAUCUCAGCAGCUCUAGGCUGAGGAAAGACCAUGAGAGUUUGGGUGGGAAGGAAGAGGACUUACCUGAAACUCUGAACACCAUCCCUGUUGUGGGAGUUUUGUUAGUGUUUGGUUAGUGGGUUUUUGUUGGGUUUUUCUUGGGUGGGGAGAGAGGGGGUGUUUUUUAUGUGGGAGUUUUUGUUUGAUUAGAGCUUUUUCUCUCCCCUGUCCCCCUCCCCAAACCCCUGCCUGAAAUUUAGAUAGAAUACCAUAAGCUGUUUAAAAAACAUACCUCCUUUUCAGGUUAGAUGCUCAAGAGUUGUGUUGCUGGAGUUCUGUGAUGGUUGUGUUUGGGGUUUAUUUUACGAAGUACAGGAUGAACCUUUGUCUGAGAUAAGGUUCACAACAAUACACUGGUGGCAUACGUUUAGAUGGAAAAUAGAAUGUUUUAGGUUAGCUCUGUGACAAUUUAAAGGCAAGAAGUUAAGGCUGGUUUGAGCGAGGCCAUUCUUAUUUCAGCCUGGCACAUCUUAAUUGUACUUGCUGAGUAAGGGGGUACCAGCUGAGUGCUGUGCAGUUGGCUGGGUAGUCCAAGAUGCCCCUCUUAGUUCCCUGUCCCUACAGCUCAAGUGGCAGAGUGAGUGUGUGCCCGUACCUUAGCUUCUCCAGCUCCUUAUUUGUUUGACUACUGGAAAUUUCCAGAGAAAACAAUUUUUUUCCCUGCAAAUGAUGAUGCAGAGUAUGACACCUGAUCUGCCAUGUGCUGGUAACCUUUGACAGAGGAUUUGGGCAAGGACAUGGAAGUGGAAAUAAUAGGUAGUUGCUUGCUUAGUCAACUCGAUGUCAAUCCUGAUAAAAAGAUGUGCACAAACCCCCUAAUGAUUAAACAUGCUUUCUUUGCAUAGCUAUCAAUAAUUGAAUAUGAUCUGAUUUUAUCAAGAUACCAUGCUUUAAUCACUAAUACCUUUUGUACUUUUCUUUAGAUGUUGCUGUGCAUCUUGUGGUGCUUUUUGCAAAGGCAAAGUAAUUCUUUCUGUUUCGUGUUGUAUUUAGUUACAGAAACAUUAGGCCAAAGUAAAAAUAGAUGAAUGACUCACCUAGUUAGAUAAUUUCAGGCACUAACUACAGAGCACUUAUUGGUAGUAUUACUAGGUUGAAACCUAGUAAUUCAAAAAAGAUGUUUAUCAAACCAUGAAUUUUUUUGAAAUAUAAGAACAAAAAAUGAGAAAAUAUUACAGAAGACAUUGAACCUGCACGACUGUGCUGCAGCAGUUCUUGUUUGUAAGUGCUUUAAAAUUAUUCAUUUGUAAUUUGACCAGCAGAAAGUAUGAAAGGAGCAAAGAAAAAGCCCAUUGUGUUCUGUAGGUGGACUGAGAAAAAUCUGGUUGUAUGCUCACAACUGAUCCAGGUCUACUGCUUUGGUUCACCUCUCAGUUUAAAACUGUUUCAGACCCCUCUGCUGGAGGGCUGCCUCUGAGCUGAUAUCCUGGGCUUCCAGAGAUCUGGGGAGCAGUGGAUCUCUAGGUUUGUUUUGGUUUAUUUUGUGUAGUGUGGGUGUAAGAACUAAACCAGAGAAAGAAUCCAUCUACCCUGCUCACAGUUUUCCUUUGGUUCUGGAAGUGAGAACAGGGAGAGAGACGCUCUCCUAACACUUUACCAUACCACCUCUGCUGGCUUCCCAGAGCUGAGAAGGACGGAUGCUUGUGGAUGGUGAGCGCAUCUGGUACAGGGGCAGGACAAGGAUUCUGAAGGAGGAAAGUUGUGCUGGAGAAACUGAAAGAGUGGAUGGGGCACCGAGUAGUGCUGGAAACUUACCUGAGAUGGAAGACAGAGAGUGGAGGAAGAUGGGAACUAAGGCCAGUGUUGGACAGUCAGAUGAAAAUAGGCUGGAAAUAAUUGGAAGAAAAAGAAUGGCAGAGGAUGUGUGGUUCAGGAGGGGGGCACUAAGAUUGUCUAAACAAGUGGUUUGAGAUGAGUACUGGAAAGAAAAAACCAGUAAUUUAAAAUGAAAAUUGUAAAUUACUAAAUACAGAAAAUGAUCUGGAAGAAAGAAUCGAUGAGACUGAGUGCACCUGUGCUGGAACUAAGAUUUCAGUUCUCUUCUUUAGGGGGUGAGAACCUUAUUAUUGAACCCAUAAGGUUUCACUCACUGCUGAUUCACAUGUAGGAUGACUUCUACUGCUUUUCAUUGGUCUGUUCAAUUAGUGUGGUUUACAAGGAAGUUUGUGAUGCUUCCUGUUGUAAGCAUGUAGGUGUGGUAUUUUGUCUUUUUUUUCAACUAGGAAAUUGCAUAAAAGGCUUACAGUUCUGUGAUUUUAGUAGUGUUCUUUAUAUGUUCUUGUUGGUUGGUUGGUGUUUUAUGCUGCCCAGUCCCUUGCUGUCAGAUUUGUUUUCUUGAGUGUUCUGUGCCCAGCUUUCUCAUACAUUUUUUUAGCUGUUUCUAAAUGUGCUGUAAACCACACAGCAUUGCUAUUGGUCUCCUUUUGUACUCCAUCCAGUGUAUAUCCUUAUUGUGGAUACCAUGCUUUAGAGAAAAUUACAUAUUGCUCCAGCUAAGAUCUUUGUGGCUCUGAGGAAAAGAGCAGAAAUUAUUUGUCUUUACAACACUCGCAAUAAAAUAUCGUAAAAGAAGAAGUUUGAAGGAUCUCCCUGCUCAAGAUUGAUCACUGGAAUAAAAAAAGCAGUUAGUUGUAUCUCUGUUGUUUUAACUAGGUAGUUUUAAGAUUGUCAAGCAUAUGAAGGCAUGAAGGAAUAGGGAUGAACGGCUGAGGCCCAUGGCAGGACCCCAGCUGUAUGGAUUGGAAUCUCCUCUGGGUGUUUUGAAACUGCGUUUUGUUGGAUCAUUUCUUCCCAAGAGGAAAGGGUGUAAUGCAUGCUGGUUGUCUGUCAUAUUUUAAUAAAUACUAGUAAGUUAUUGCAGUCUUUCUAGUUAAAAAUAACUGACUUAUUUAUGUCUACUGCAGUUCUAUGGGUGUGAUAGCAAAACUGCUCAUCAUUACUACUUGUCUUAGAACCCUUUCCAAACAUGGAAUAAUUUCUCUAUGAGGAACAGCUAAGUUAGAACCUGUCGAUCUGGAAACGAGAUGACAUGACAGGGAGGCAUGUGACAGAGCUUACAAAAUCAUGGCAGAAGGGGAGAGAGUGGACAGAAAUUGAUAACUCCUCUCUUCCAGUAAAUGAACUAGGGGAUCUCAAACAAAGCUAAUAUGAAUCAGACUUAAGCAAAAUAAACUCUGGCCCCUGUCCUCAGUACAGUGGAUAGUAGACCUGAGGAAUUAAUUGCUAAAGGGUGUUGUGGAUGCUAAAAGCUUAUGUGGAUUUUUGAGGGAGUCUGGGUAAGUUCAAGAAAGAUAAAUGAUUUAGGAUUUACUAAAUAUAGAAUAUCACAUCUGGCUUAGCAAGUUCUUUGAGAGGAAACUGCAAGCACAUUUGGGAUAUAUAAUACAUUCUCAGUCUGUGAGAGCAUCUUUUAUAGCUAAUGCUGAAGAUCAGGAUACUCAUAGAAAUGCAUCUCAUACUGACCCAGCAUAGCUGCUCUCAUUCACUUUCUUUAUAUCCUGUUGCUAAAGCUGACUUUCUAAUUAUUUUCUAAUCCUGAUGGAAGAAAAUCAAACUGUUACCACAUCAGACUCUGAGGGGAAAAAAAAAGAAAAAUAUCAAAACAUCCCUCCUACUUAGCAAGACACUUAGCUCUCCCUCAGUUCUUAAUUUUUAAAUACUUUUUUCCUCUGUCCCUAGUGAAAAUUGUAAAUGUGAGGCCACAGAAACAACAGGAAAGUCUUGCAUACAUUUAUGGGAAAGAUGACUGAAGGUACGUUUGUCGUCCGUGCGUGUGAAGUAUCUCUUCAUCUCUUGGUUAGUAGUGUUUAUUGGCAGCUGGGUUAUGUAUGUUCAGUACUCCACCUACACAGAGCUGUGCAGAGGACAUGACUGUAGGAAAAUAAUAUGUGAUAAAUACAAGACUGGAGUUAUUGAUGGGUCAGCAUGUAGUAGUCUUUGUGCUAAAGAAACGUUGUAUUUUGGAAAAUGUUUGUCAACAAAGCCCAACAACCAGAUAUAUUUAGGAAUCUGGGGAAAUCUGCAAAGUGUUAUAAAAUGCCAGAUGGAGGAAGCUGCUCAACUUGAUUUUGGUACUGACCCAGAACCAAGGAAGGAAAUAGUCCUAUUUGAUAAACCAACAAGAGGAACCACUGUUGAGAAAUUCAAAGAAAUGGUAUAUGGUCUUUUUAAAGCAAAAUUGGGUGAACAAGGAAAUCUUUCAGAACUGGUUAAUCUCAUCCUAUCUUUUGCUGAUGGAAACAAAGAUGGCAGAGUCUCUUUGCCAGAGGCGAAAUCUGCGUGGGCACUUCUGCAGCUAGAGGAGUUUCUGUUAAUGGUGAUCCUCCAGGAUAAAGAACAUACUCCCAAAUUGAUGGGUUUUUGUGGGGAUCUCUAUGUGACGGAAAGAGUUGAAUAUACCUCUCUCUAUGGAAUCAGCCUUCCAUGGAUUAUAGAACUUUUCAUUCCCUCUGGCUUCAGAAGAAGCAUGGACCAAUGGUUCACUCCAUCAUGGCCAAGAAAGGCAAAAAUAGCUAUAGGGCUUUUAGAAUUUGUGGAAGAUAUUUUCCAUGGACCUUAUGGAAACUUCCUUAUGUGUGAUACAAGUGCCAAAAACUUGGGAUAUAACGAUAAAUAUGAUUUGAAAAUGAUGGACAUGAGAAAAAUUGUGCCAGAAAUGAACUUGAAGGAAAUAAUUAAAGAUCGUCAGUGCGACUCAGAUUUGGACUGCAUUUAUGGUACAGACUGUAGAACACUAUGUGACCAAAGCAAAAUGAGAUGUACCACAGAAGUAAUUCAGCCAAACUUGGCAAAAGCCUGUCAGCUACUUAAAGACUAUCUGCUUCGUGGUGCUCCUUCUGAUAUCCAUGAAGAACUAGAAAAACAACUGUACUUGUGUAUUGCCCUUAAAGUCACAGCAAAUCAGAUGGAAAUGGAGCAUUCUUUAAUACUCAAUAACUUAAAAACUUUACUGUGGAAGAAAAUUUCUCAUACAAAUGAUUCUUAGCUUCUUCACCAGCAGAAGGCAGUAUUGAUGCCUGCCACUAGAGGUGGUCUGCCACAUUUGAUAAAAACAGUCUGCACCUUUUUAAAAAGAUAUUUCUUUACUCAGAUUUUAUUAAUGGUUCUUUCACUCUUGCCCUUCAGUAAAUACCUUGUGACAGGGCUUCUCGAAGAAUGAACAUGCCACUGAAUGAUCGGGCAGAGGCCAGGACUUCUGGUGUUCAGUGCUGUGUUAUGGAAACAAAAACUUUGCAUGCUUGACCGUUCUGUGCACUUUGUCAGAUCUUGAACAGGAUGAAAGUAUUCACUGUGCCACCACAUCAGCUGAUGGAACAUCUUACAGUUCUGUGAAAAUCAUUGCUCACUUGUGAAAUACCUGCGAAGGAUUUUUAUCGUGAGUAGUUUUCUUAAGAAUCACCACUACUGCAAAUAAAGUGUCCAAGUCCAAGCUGCUGUUAGGAAUAAACUGAACUGUGAGACUGAAGUUUACUAAUAUUUUGGCAUGGCAGAAUUUGCACAUUAAUAACUUUUUAACUGUGGAAAAUUAGAAUUUUAUUCUAGAAUGGACAGGUUGUAAUAUGAGACUUAAAUCAGAUUCUGUUUACACAUUUGUUACCUCAUGCUUACAUCUUGAAUGUUUAACUAGUUCAACACUUUUUAAUUAAGUCACUGUAUGGUGAACCAGAGUGGGGGCCAAGAAUUUUAGAAUAUUAUUUUUUAAAAUCAUCUGUGUGGUCUAGCAGCAAUACCAGCAUCUGUUUCAAAACCUGUAAAUUAUUGUAUUUCAGUUGAAAUCUUUAACUUAAAUUAAGGUGUAGCAAAUAUUGAAAAGUAAGGAGUUUGUGGACUAAGCUAUUAUAUGGAAACGGAAGUUAAUUUUCAAAAAUACUGAUAGCAGAAGUAUCCUACCAGUUAAAAAAAGGAAGCUUGCAUAGGGUGAGAAUCUGCUGUGUAACCUGAGAAACAAGUUAAUAGUUGUGCAGUCUUGACUCUUUACUGUCCCUCCAAAUUUAGCUACAGACUUUUACUUCUUGCAAUCAUCAAGGAGAUUUAUGUGAGAGCUAGACCUGAACUGUAGGACAGAAGCUGGAUUGUUCAGGACCGUGGAAUAUUGCUUAAAUUGGAGCCUAUGAGAUUGUAACAGCUAGGAAAGAGCUGGAAAGUAAGUGAGCUGCAGUGUGUUACUGUUACUGGUUUUUUUUUUCCUAGUAGCAUCUAUGAGUCAUUGUUAAGUCUCGAGUAAAUAAACACCAUCUGAUCCUGACACUCCAGACAGCAUGACCACACUACCACCUUUAACAUCCCCUUGUUGCUCUUCAGAUUUACAUCUGUGUUCGUAAUCUUGCAGAAUUGGAUGUCCAUAAAACAUCUUGAUAGUGUGUUAAUGUUUAAUUCAUAGAUGCUUUAGGUAUAAGGUUGUUCAAACCUUAAUGAUUUUAAAGCCAGUCAUCCACAUUACUUCUGAAUCCCUGCCCCUUAAUUCAUUCUCAGCUUUAUUUAAAUAUUUGAAAGGUUAAUUGCUUUAGGUAUCCUGUCUUAAAUGCAAUCCUUGAAUGAUUAAACUGAAGUACAGGGCCACAAUAACAUCACAUCUUCAAACCCUGUGAUAAUAUGCAGCUUGGGUUAAGAGGGUACUGUUUUGUGAACAGCAGCUUUUUAAGAAAUACUGUGCUCAUCCUAAUUCUUGUCUCAAACUUGCUACUGUGCUACAACCACAAACUAAUAAGUAUUUGUAACCAGCAAUGCACUCAAGUGUAAAGUGGUCAUGUUCUUGGUGAAAAAAUCUGAGUGAUGGCUAGGAGGUUUUGGGCAGAAAAGAUUCCUGCCGUUAACAACUGAAAAACAUUUUUAAUAGUGAUUUGUUGUACAGAACCUUCAUAUUUAUUGCUGUUGCAUCAAGUUGAACCUUUUGUUGGAACAAAUCACUUGUUUACAAUAAAUCACAGGCCUCCUUUCAA
Molecule: messenger RNA, 11073 nt
Organism: Myiozetetes cayanensis
Lineage: Eukaryota; Metazoa; Chordata; Aves; Passeriformes; Tyrannidae
Gene: DIPK1A
Product: divergent protein kinase domain 1A
Exons: 5
Coding region: 7959-9119 (386 amino acids)
Source: RefSeq, a predicted model, not a curated record